Messenger RNA from Ogataea philodendri, 285 nucleotides. RefSeq lists its product as uncharacterized. Lineage: Eukaryota; Fungi; Ascomycota; Pichiomycetes; Pichiales; Pichiaceae. The record is from RefSeq and is a predicted model, not a curated record. Bases 1 to 285 code for a protein of 94 amino acids. The transcript has a single exon.
AUGCGUUUCUUGGACGAGGAAUACGAUUUCCUUCCUGCUUACAGGUACAUUUCUCGAACAACUUCGAGGAAUCUAGCUGAGGAGGUUGAGGGGGAGGAGGGAUCUGCAGAGCCUGCAUCAUGUACUGCUGCUGAAGCUGCUGGGGGUACUGGAUCGCGGCUUGCUGAGGAAAUUGUUGUUGCAUGGCGAUCUGCUGGUACUGGAUUGGAAUUUGGGACUGUUGCUGGACAGUCAUCUGUGGCUGAUGAUACUGUUGGGGAGGUUUUUGGUCGUGGGCCUGGUUAG